Molecule: messenger RNA, 2533 nt
Organism: Pantherophis guttatus
Lineage: Eukaryota; Metazoa; Chordata; Lepidosauria; Squamata; Colubridae
Source: RefSeq, a predicted model, not a curated record
GAUUGGCUUCCCAAGUGCGCGAAGGAGUCUGGAUUUAGCCCCGCGUGCUUCUGUCGCUACCCGCCCCUGCUAGCUGGAAGGUCGCAACGCCUGAGCGCGUCCGCUGCUGAGUUUCUGCGUGGCUGAAAGGAAUUGCAGUCUGAAGGCCCGGCCGAGCUACAUUCGAGAACCACGCGAGUGAUCCAAAAGAAGCCUCAGAAGCAACCCUUAAAAGGAUGAAAAGGCAACAGAGUUUGACAGAUGUUUUCAAUAAGAAACCAAAAUUUGUAUCAGAAUUGGCCUUGGAUGCUACAAAACAGUCACAACCACAACCACUCCAAUUUGAAGAAAGCAGCAAGAUGGAUGAAAACUAUUUACGUACUACUUGUAGAGUAUUUAAGAGAGUUUACAACCUGGCAAAAAGAUGUAGACCAUUUUCAGACAUAGAAGGUGUGAUAGAAUUGCUAAUUGCAAAUGGAGUAGAUAUGGGAAUAGGAUUGCAUUCAUAUAGAACUGCAGUGAAAAUAGCUGAUUUCAUUGGAAAAGAAAUUAAAACUGAAAUGUUUACUAGCAUUAUUGAACAUAAUCUGAAAAUAUGUUUGCUUAUUGAUGAAGACUCAACAAUAGCUCGUAAACCAGUUGUGAUAGUUUUUCUAAAAGUUGAGGAUUCUAAGGAGCCACCAACAAUUUUUGUCGAGCUUGUUGAAUUGGAAAAACAAGAUUCAGAGACAAUAUAUACUUCAGUUAUGGAAAGCUUAAAUAAUGUUGGGUUUACUAAGAACUACCUAGAAAAAAAUUUAAUAGGAUUUUGCUCCGAUGGUGCCAGCGCUCUGCUCGGGAGAAAAUCUGGAGUGAGCACUAGGAUAGCAGAAGAGUUUCCAAACAUCAUCAUUUGGCACUGUUUAAACCAUCACCUCCAUCUUGUUUUAGAUGAUUCGAUAAAGGAAAUAAAGGAAGUAAAUCAUUUUAAAAUAUUUAUUGAUAAGAUAAAUACUCUCUUUAAACUAUCCUGUAAGUUCCAACUUGAACUUAGCAAAAUAUCUGAAGAACUUGAACUUGAAAUUAUAAAUAUUGGUGCAGUUUUGGGACGAAGAUGGGCUGCCUGUAGUUUAAGGUCAGCCCUAGCUGUGUGGCACGCUUAUCCAGCGCUACAUCAUUAUUUUUAUUCAAAUGAAAACUUUGGUAUGGCUGCCCGUCUUGAAAAUAUAUAUUUUAUAACUGAUUUGGCAUUGAUGAUUGAUAUUUUAAAUGAAAUUUCUCUUCUUUCAAAUGCACUGCAAGCAAGAAAUAUAGACAUAAUAAAGGCUGACAAACUCGUGCUAAGACCUAUUAAAGCAUUUCAAAUGCUUGGAAAGGCAAAGGGUCCAUAUGAAAAAAAAGUUGAUGUAAUAAUUAGUUCAGAAACCUUCAAAAGUAUAAAAUUUGUAGAAAAUAAUCGAUUUGUCGGGCUUCCUCGGGAAAGACUUUUAGAUACCAUCGUAACGAAUUUGCAGAAAAAAUUAAUGGAUUGUGGACAUUUAAAAGCAAGUUGUAGCCAAUUUCAAGAUAGGAAUAAAUUACAGUUUCUCAAUUUUUUGGAGCCAGAUUACUGGAAUAUUGAAGAAGUACUAGUUCCAUGGAAAGCUGCUGAAGAACAAUUACUCGUAUUUAAUGACAUUUUUCAUUACCAAAUUGAUAUUAAUGAUUAUCGAGAUUUUGUGGGAAACGUUUUACGAAAUUCCCAGAACUAUGCAAUUCCUGAAAGUGUUCGAAGAGCUAAAAUAUUGUCAGAACAAUUGCUUUAAGUUCAGCACAUGUGGAAAAGGUUUUUUCAAAGAUGAACAUAAUAUAUUCAGUGGAAACACGUUACCUAACUCUCUCUAAUAUAUCAAACACUCUAACCAUUAGUGUAAUCGGCCUACCUCUAGAGAACUGGGAUCCUGUUCCUACAGUGAAAAAAUGGCUAAGGAUAAAUCAGACAGAUGAUGAUGCUCUGACAAAAGUGAAGGAAAUUGCAAGUGAGGGCGACAAUCAAGAAACGAUAUACAAAUAUCUUACAUAACAGUUUCAUUGUUUUUUGCCAGGACAAGGUGCCAGACACAAGUCCUCUCCAGAGCAGGCCUGCCAGACCACUGUAUUCCUAAACAGCUGUAUGGUGAGCUGUCUCAAGGAAAGCCUCUUUGAAGUCCCUGGAUAUCAACACCACGUCCGGGGAAACCCUGGCACAAGAUCAUUAGACAUGAUGCACGUUGAUCCACCAAGGCUGCCAGACAUUUGAAGACAGAACAACCAUAGCACAAGAGAAGCCAGAGCUGCAAAUGCUGCUACAAUGGUGCCGACACAUGUCUGUCUGACAUUUGGCAGAACAUUCCGUAUAGGCCUUACCAGCCACCUGCAGAAAACACCGUGGUCAGGAUUUGUAGACAUUGUAUUUACUUAGUUACCAGUUUAGUUAGUUACUUAGUACUACUACUUAUCUAAAGUUUUUAGAUUAAGUUUAGUGAUGUACAUUCUUAUUUCUGCCUUCUCUGUUAUUCUGUCUGUCUUUUGGAAUAAAUUUAGAUUAUUACAAAGA